AUGGCGGCUUCAUGUAUGAAGACGAAAGAAUCCUCCUCCUUCAUCAAAAGCUCAACACAGUUUCUCCUCUCUGCUUCUGUUAGCAGAACUAGUUCUAAUAAAUGCUGUAAUACCAAAGCAGGGAGGUUUGAGCUGGUGGACUACGAUUCUCUUCCAGAGUUCCUGAAGGACAACGAGUUCAUCAUCAACUACUACCGCUCUGAAUGGCCUCUCAAGCAAACCAUACUCAGCAUCUUCUCUAUUCAUAAUGAGACUCUCAACAUCUGGACGCAUCUGAUAGGCUUCUUCAUCUUCCUCAUGCUCGCCGGCUAUGCUGCAUCAGUCUUCCCAUCUGUUUCAACAGCUAAUCCCCUGCCACAACUCAGAACUGAAACCAAUUCACCAAACACCAUUUUUAUCUACAGAGCAAAUCAAACAACAGAGCUAUCAGCAUCUCCCUCUUCCCAGCUGAUUGGAUCCCCUGUCUCCCAUUGGCCGUUCUACCUCUACCUCGCCGGAGCAAUGUUCUGCCUCCUGAUGAGCAGCGCCUGCCACCUCCUCUCCUGCCACUCUUCAAGAACGAACUAUAUCAUGCUCCGCCUAGACUUCGCCGGAAUCUCGGGCCUCAUCGUCUCCUCCUUCUACCCUCUGGUUUACUACACCUUUGCCUGCAAUCCCUUCUUCCGCGACCUCUACCUCACAUCCAUCACAUUCUUCGGCCUCUCCACCGCCGCCGUCUCACUCAUGCCGGUGUUCGAUUCGCCUCAAUUCCGGCCGGUUAGAUCGGCUCUGUUCGCUUGCAUGGCGGCAGCAGGCGUGGUGCCCAUCGUCCACAAAAUGGUGGUUUUCGGUGACCGGCCGGAGGCGGUGCUGACGACGGGAUACGAGGCGGUGAUGGGCAUGUUUUACGGGGUCGGGGUGGUGCUUUACGUCGCGAGGGUGCCGGAGAGGUGGCUGCCUGGGAAGUUCGAUCUCGCCGGACAUAGCCAUCAGGUGUUUCAUGUGUUGGUGGUUGCGGGGGCUUAUACGCACUAUCUAGCGAGCUUGGUGUACUUCGGCUGGAGACAGGCCGAGGGUUGCUAG
Phalaenopsis equestris is the source of this 1062-nucleotide messenger RNA. RefSeq names its product heptahelical transmembrane protein 4-like. Gene Ontology annotation, cellular component: membrane. The transcript has 2 exons. NCBI's taxonomy places the organism in Eukaryota, Viridiplantae, Streptophyta, Magnoliopsida, Asparagales, Orchidaceae. The coding region runs from base 1 to 1062 and encodes 353 amino acids. Gene Ontology annotation, molecular function: signaling receptor activity. The record is from RefSeq and is a predicted model, not a curated record.